GAAAAAAGAAGGGGCCGCGCGCGGCGAGCGAGGGGCGCGUCCACUUUCGGUUCGCGCGGGGGGCGCGGGGCACGUGGCGGGACCCCUCCCCUCCCCCCCCUCCCGGGGCCCCCCGAGCGGGACGGGACCAGGCCGCGGCUGCCAUGGCUGAGGAGGAGCUGGGGACGCGAGCGGCCAGGAGGGGCACGCUGUCCCCUGGCAGUGCCCGGGGCGGUGCCACCGAGUCCAGCACGCUGCUGCAGGAGCUCCGGGGCAGCAUCUCCAAAUCCGUGCAGAGCAAGGUGGACUCCAUCCUGCAGGACGUGCAGAAGUUCUCGGACAGCGACAAACUCUACCUGUACCUGCAGCUGCCCUCGGGGCCCAGCCUGGGCGAGAAGAGCAGCAGCUCCUCGCUGGAGCUGAGCGCGCUGGGCACGGCCGAGCACAUGCACGCCUGCAGCUGGAUCCGCAACCACCUGGAGGAGCACACGGACACCUGCCUGCCCAAGCAGGACGUCUACGACGCCUACAAGCGCUACUGUGACAACCUGGGCUGCCGCCCGCUGAGCACGGCCAACUUCGGCAAGAUCAUCCGCGAGAUCUUCCCCAACAUCAAAGCCCGGCGCCUGGGGGGCCGUGGCCAAUCCAAGUACUGCUACGGCGGGAUCCGGAGGAAGACCGUGGUCAGCCUUCCUCCCCUGCCCAGCCUGGACCUCAAAGUGACCGAGACCCAGGCGGAGCUGGCCGAGCUGGCGCAGUCCUACAGCAGCGAGGUGACGGAGGCCGCGUGUGCCCUGACGUGCGACUGGGCCGAGAAGAUCCUGCGCCGCUCCUUCAACAACAUCGUGGAGGUGGCGCAGUUCCUGCUGCAGCAGCACAUCAUCAGCCCCCGCUCCGCCCACGCCGACCUGCUCAUGGCCAUGGUGCUCUCAGGUCAGCCCUGGGCACGGCGGGGACCGCCACACCCCGGGAGUCACCCACCCGGGGGCUGGGAUGGGCUGGUCCCUCCUUGGCAGUUAUCCCCUCCCCAUUCCCAGUGUCCCUUCCCCACUUCCAGUGUCACCCUCCCAGUGUCCCCUCCCCGCGGCGCCCGCGCCGGAGGGGACGGCGAGGGACAGCGCGGCCGGGCCACCAAGCGCGCCCUGGAGGGAGCCGGGGACGGCACCGCCAGCAAGAGGAGGCGCGGGAGGCCCCGCAAGAGGCCCGGGGACAGCGCGGGGUCACCCGAGGACGGCGAGGUCCCCAAGGGGGAUGAGGGAGGGGAUUCGCCCCCAGGGGCGUCACCCGGCGGUGGCAGUGCCACCGUGCCCGGCGGGGACAGGGGCGUGGAUGCUGCUGAGGGUGGCGGGGACAGCAUGGAGGUGGACGGUGACACGGUGGCUAGUAGGGACAGCCCGGUCAGUGGCAGUGCCAGCGUUCCCCUUGGGGACAGCCCAGUCAAUGGCAGUGCCACUGUGCCCCUUACUGACAGCCCAGUCAAUGGCAGUGCCACCACCCCCCUUGGGGACAGCUCAGUCACUGUCAGUGCCACCACCCCCCCUAGGGACAGCCCAGUCACUGUCAGUGCCAUCACCCCCCUUGGGGACAGCUCAGUUAGUGGCAGCAUCCCUGGUGGUGGCUCUGCUGGUGGUGGCAGUGCCACUGUCCCCAUUAGUGACAGCUUGGUCAAUGGCAGUGCCACCACCCCCCUUGGGGACAGCCCGGCUGGGGGCGGUGCCACUGUCCCCCCUAGGGACAGCUCAGUCGGUGGCAGUGCCAGUUUCCCCAGUGGUGGCUCUCCUGGUGGUGGCAGUGCCAUUGUCCCUCUCAGCGACAAGCCAGAUGCUGGCAGUGCCAGCCCAGCCAGGGUCAGUGACACUGGGGACAGGCUGGACACUGGCACUGCCACCACCCCCACUGAGGACAGCCCAGCCAGGGUCAGUGACACUGGGGACAGGCUGGACAUUGGCACUGCCACCACCCCCACUGAGGACAGCCCAGCCAGGGUCAGUGACACUGGGGACAGGCCAGACGCUGGCACUGCCACUGUCCCUGCCAGGGACAGCCCAGCUGGUGGCAGUGCCACUGCACCAGUCAAGGACAGUCUGGCCAGGGGCAGUGCCACCACUGGGGACAGCCCAUGCCAGGGCAGUGCCACCAUCCCUGCCAGGGACAGCUCACCCAUGGCCAGUGACAUUGGGGACAAGCUGGACACUGGCACUGUCACCACUGGGGACAGGCUGGACACUGGCACUGCCACCACUGGGGACAAGCUGGACACUGGCAGUGCCACCAUGAAGGACAGGCCGGUCACUGGCAGUGCCACCAUCCCUGCCAGGGACAGCUCGCCCAUGGCCAGUGACAUCAGAGACAGGCUGGACACUGGCAGUGCCACCACUGGGGACAGGCCGGUCCCCAGCAGUGCCACCAUCCCUGUCAGGGACAGCCCCUCCAGGGCCACCUGCGGCAGUGCCACUGUCCCCAUCAGGGACAGCUCAUCCAGGGACACUGCCACUGUCCCCAUUGAGGACAGGCUGGCCACUGGCACUGCCACUGUCCCUGUUGGGGAGAGGCUGGUCAGUGGCACUGUCCCUGUCGGGGACAGGCUGGUCACUGACAGUGGCACCAUUGGGGACAGGCUGGUCACUGACCGUGGCACUGUUGGGGACAGGCUGGUCACUGACAGUGGCACCCUUCCUGGCAGGGACAGUCCCUCCAGGGACAGUGGCACUCCUGGGGACAGGCCGGUCCCCGGCAGUGCCACCGUCCCCGUCAGGGACAGCCUAUCCAGGAGCACUGCCACCAUCGUGGACACGCCUGUCACCGGCAGUGCCACCCUCCCUGUCGGUGACAGCCCGCUGUGGGCCGGGGACAGCGCGGGGGCUGGCAGUGCCACCGCCCCCAGCAGGGACUGCCCGUCCCGGGGCACUGCCGCCAUCGUGGACGCGCUGGUCACUCUGAGUGGCACCGUGAUGGACAGGAGGAUCCUGGGCAGUGUCACCGUGCCCGUCAGGGCCAGCCUGUCCAGGGGCACUGCCACCAUCGUGGACACGCCCGUCUUCGUCAGCGCCACCGUCCUGGUGGGGGACUCCAUCCCCAGGGUCACCGCCACCAUCGUGGAGUCCAGGGUGCCCGGCCAUGCCACCCUGCCCCCCGGGGACACGCUGGCCUGUGGCAGUGCCACCAUCCCUGUCAGGGAGUGCCCGUCUGGGGACAGUGCCACCGUCCAUGGAGGGGACAGCCCAGGCAGGGACAGCGCCACUGUCCCCAUCAGAGAGUGCCCAUCAAGGGACAGUGCCGCCGUCCCUGACAGGGACUGGACAGGCAGGGACGGUGCCACGGUCCCUGGAGGGGACAGCCCAGGCAGGGACAGUGCCACCCUCCCUGUCAGACAGUGCCCGUCCAGGGGCAGUGCCACCCCUGGGGACAGGCACGUCACCGGCAGCCCCCCCAUCAUGGACACACCAGCCAGUGGCAGUGCCACCAUCCCCGUCAGGGAGUGCCCGUCCAGGGGCAGUGGCGGCACCCUCGGGGACAGGCCUGGCAGUGGUGGCAGCCUCGGGGACAGGCCUGGCAGUGGCAGUGGCACCCUCGGGGACAGGCCCGUCACUCCCGUCCGCGUCAGUGUCAUCAGGGAUGGCAGGACGGGCACCAGGGUGGCACAGCGGGGACACAGCCGGGCCGGGUCCCCCCCGGGGGACACGCGGGGACAGUCCUGCUCUGGGCACCACGGGGGACACACGGGGAGGGGGUCCCCUGCGUCACACCAGUAAAAACACCAGUAAAAACCAG
This is a messenger RNA of Passer montanus (Eurasian tree sparrow), 3750 nucleotides long. RefSeq names its product regulatory factor X5 (gene RFX5). The coding region runs from base 144 to 3731 and encodes 1195 amino acids. The transcript has 12 exons. Gene Ontology annotation, molecular function: DNA-binding transcription factor activity, RNA polymerase II-specific; RNA polymerase II cis-regulatory region sequence-specific DNA binding. The record is from RefSeq and is a predicted model, not a curated record. Lineage: Eukaryota; Metazoa; Chordata; Aves; Passeriformes; Passeridae. Gene Ontology annotation, biological process: regulation of transcription by RNA polymerase II.